UUCUCAUCUAUGAUCUAUUCAUCAUUUACGGGUUUCUCACUGAUCAAUCAAAGAAGCCUAAUUCUCUCUUUCUCCCAUCUCUCUCUAUCGGAACCCUCAAACAAACAAAACCCAGAAUUUCUGUUUUCUCUUACCGAUUCAUUUUUGUUUCUGCAGUUACUUUGAAUCCAUGGAUUCGAGCACCAAGAAUUCAAAAUCAGUUACUCCUGUGAAAGAUCCUCAAGCCAAGAUUUCAAAAAAUUCCGAGAAUUCAAAAAAUUCCGAGAAUUCAAAUCCCAAUGUUUCCUAUUCAAGUCCUAAUGCAAAACCCACGAAUUCCCCGAUUACCAAAUCUGCAAAAUCUCAAAAAUCAGCCUCAAAGAAUCAUAUUAUCAAUCAAAGUUCGAAUCUUCACUCUCCUAGAAACAAGAUCAGAGAACGAAAAUUUGUUGUGGCAAAGAAAAAUUCGAAAAAGGAGAAAGCGAAUUCAAAUUCAACUGUAGAGUGCAAAUGCAAAGAGAAAUUUGGGGGAAACAUAAAAAAGUGUUUAUGUGUAGCUUAUGAAACACUGAGAGCUUCACAAGAAGAGUUUUUCAAGAACAGGUCCAUAGGAGAGAAAGAAGAAUUGGAAGAUAAAGAAAAGGAAAGUGGUUUUAAAGCCGACAGUGAAGUUGAAGAAGAAGAGGAGAUAGAGAAAGGUUUUAUGGCUCAAAAGAAUGAGAAUGAAGAAGAUGAGAGCGAGCAAUUGGAGCAAAUAGGUAUUUCUACAGUUAAGAGAAGGAGAGAAAGGUUGCUUGAACAAGCAAGAAGUAGUGUACCUGAAUGUGGGAAAGUGAUGCAUCUGGUUCAGGCUUUUGAGAGGCUACGUACAAUACCAGAUCCCAAGGAUUCUGAUAAGAAGGAAGAGGAGGAGAUUAAAGAGGACAAAAAGAAGGCAAUGCAAUGGGCAUUGCCUGGAUUACAGCAUCCUAAAGUUCCAGAAUCGCAGGAUUCUCCUUCUUCUCUAUGCCCAUCUGAUUUGUUUCUCACUUCUAAGAAUCUAGGUUUGGAUCCAAGGCUUUCUGUUUCCUCAUCGUGGGACAGUAGUCAAGGCAGUAUUUCUAGCAGGACUUCUAAUGGAGGUCGGAGAAGCCGAAGAAAUAGCUCUGAGUCAUGCAGCACAAUGGGUGGGAGGAGAUGGAAGAAAAAGCAGCUUAAAAUCACAAGUCAAAAGCCAUUUAAGCUGAGGACAGAGCAAAGGGGAAAACAGAAGGAGGAAGAAUUCAUGAAAAAAUUGCAGGAAAUGAUGACCGAGGAGGAGAAGCAGCGGAUUCCUAUUGCACAAGGCCUUCCUUGGACAACAGAUGAACCUGAGUGUCUUAUAAAACCUCCAGUAAAAGAGAAUACCAGACCCAUUGACCUUAGGCUCCACAGUGAUAUUCGGGCAGUGGAGCGUGCCGAGUUUGAUCACCAGGUGGCUGAGAAGUUAACCCUUAUUGAGCAAUACAAAAUGGAAAGAGAGAGGCAGCAAAAGCUAGCAGAAGAGGAAGAAAUACGCAGAUUGAGAAAGGAGCUGGUUCCAAAAGCACAACCCAUGCCCUAUUUUGACAGGCCCUUCAUUCCCAGAAGGUCAGUGAAGCAUCCAACUGUGCCUAAAGAACCAAAAUUUCACAUUCCUCAGCAAAAGAAAAUCAAAAGUUGUCUGUCGUGGAACGACAUGAGCACCUUCACUUACCAAGAACAAUGAGAAGCGUUUCUAGGCAUCAUAAUUCCUUAUCAAUCUACUAAAUAAUGUUAACUGUGAUUCUUCCAUAUUCUUAUUGUACAUGAUGCAACUGAUUUAGUUGCAAUUUUGUGAACUCUGGUUUGUUUUUCAAGUAUAGUGAAAUUAAUGAAAAACCGGCUGGGUAGAAAGUUCUCAGUUCAGUCA
Jatropha curcas is the source of this 1888-nucleotide messenger RNA. RefSeq names its product TPX2 (targeting protein for Xklp2) protein family. Gene Ontology annotation, molecular function: protein kinase activator activity; microtubule binding. Gene Ontology annotation, biological process: activation of protein kinase activity; regulation of mitotic spindle organization; mitotic spindle assembly. Lineage: Eukaryota; Viridiplantae; Streptophyta; Magnoliopsida; Malpighiales; Euphorbiaceae. Gene Ontology annotation, cellular component: nuclear microtubule; spindle. The record is from RefSeq and is a predicted model, not a curated record.